This is a messenger RNA of Mesoplodon densirostris (Blainville's beaked whale), 1003 nucleotides long. RefSeq names its product FKBP prolyl isomerase 3 (gene FKBP3). Bases 44 to 718 code for a protein of 224 amino acids. Lineage: Eukaryota; Metazoa; Chordata; Mammalia; Artiodactyla; Ziphiidae. Gene Ontology annotation, molecular function: peptidyl-prolyl cis-trans isomerase activity. The record is from RefSeq and is a predicted model, not a curated record. The transcript is spliced from 7 exons.
ACCCAGGCGGGCUGGCUCAGUAAAGCGGAGGCAGCGGGGGAAGAUGGCGGCGGCCGUUCCACAGCGGGCCUGGACCGUGGAGCAGCUGCGCAGCGAGCAGCUCCCUAAGAAGGACAUUAUCAAGUUUCUGCAGGAUCACGGUUCAGAUUCGUUUCUUGCAGAACAUAAGUUAUUAGGAAACAUUAAAAAUGUGGCCAAGACAGCUAACAAGGACCAUUUGGUUACAGCCUAUAACCAUCUUUUUGAAAGUAAGCGUUUCAAGGGUACUGAAAGUAUAAGCAAAGUGUCUGAGCAGGUGAAAAAUGUGAAGCUUAAUGAAGAUAAACCCAAAGAAACCAAGUCUGAAGAGACUCUGGAUGAGGGUCCACCAAAAUACACAAAAUCUGUUCUUAAAAAAGGAGAUAAAACCAACUUUCCCAAAAAGGGAGAUAUUGUUCACUGCUGGUAUACAGGAACACUACAGGAUGGGACUGUUUUUGAUACUAAUAUUCAAACGAGUUCGAAGAAGAAGAAAAAUGCCAAGCCUUUAAGUUUUAAGGUUGGGAUAGGCAAAGUUAUCAGAGGAUGGGAUGAAGCACUCUUGACUAUGAGUAAAGGAGAAAAGGCUCGACUGGAAAUUGAACCAGAAUGGGCUUACGGAAAGAAAGGACAGCCUGAUGCCAAAAUUCCACCAAAUGCAAAACUUAUUUUUGAAGUGGAAUUAGUGGAUAUUGACUGAAAUAGUAAAGACAUCAGCAACAAUAAAACACGGCCUUGAAGAAACUUAGGUGUCUAAUUAGAACUGGUUACUACUUUAAGGGAAGAGUCAACUGGAAAAUUCAAGAAGUUAAGUUAGAACUUGUUUACUUGACCCCAACUUCUAAGAAAUGUAAUCCAUUAUAAAUCCUUGAAGUUUAAAAUAUUUUACUACAGCUGUGUAGAAUAUCACUUAAAAAGAACUGACUUGCCUUUUACCUCAUGUUGUAAACUAAAAGGCUCAAUAAAAAUUUAUCCUAUGUCUUGA